ACCGAAAUAGAAUAUUAUAAGAAUAAAACGCUCGCUUGGUGAUAAACGGAGUUAACUCAAAAUUCUCAAAAAAUCGGUUUUGUAUUAACAGCCUGUCACCGAGAGCACUAUACGAUUUCUUUCUUAAACCGGCUUAAACCGUGCGUGAAAAAGAGAUAGCACACAAUGCCCCGUUUUACUUUUACAAACAGGGUAUAUUUCGGUUCAUGCUAAAGUAGCCAACUUUAGUCUUGUUCCAAUUCAAUUGCGAAGAAGACGUUGCUUUCGUGUUUCAUUUCAAGAUAAAUCUUUGUUUUGAGCCCGAUGACCAAAUGCAGCCAGCUCCCAGGGUUCUGUGGGCAGGCGCUUAAACGGCCUUAUAAUAAUGGGCAUCCGCCGGGAACUAUUCCAGGAUCCUGUUGCUCUACUAUUACAGAGGCGACAUCUUCCUUUGAUGAACUUACUGCUUCAAAAUAUUUUAGCGUCAAGUACAUGAUUCCAGGGAUCAGAGGUCAACAACUCAACACGAACUAGCUUGUCAUAAAGGAGCAUUUACCGGUGACUGCUUAAUACCUAAUAAUGUUGCUCUCUUGGUGCAGAUAUGACAAAAAUAUUUCUGUCGAGACACUUACUGCUCCAGAAGUCGUGGAUGUUGAAGACGAUGGCGUCCAGUUUGGCCUGUUCCCAGGGGCCGGUGGGCAGCAGUUUGAGCUGGCUGGCCACAUAUCGAGCGAUCGCCAGCGACUGAUUCAGGCCUCAUGCUUCUGUUGGUCUCGUGGUACAGAGACAACAAUGUUCCUGGUGAGACACUUACUGCUCCAAAAGUCAUGGACAUUGAAGACGAUGGCGUCCAGUUUGGCCUGUUGCCAGGGGUCGGUGGGCAGGAGCAUGAACUGGCUGGCCACGUAGCGGGCGAUCGCCAGCGACUGGUUCAGGCCUCAGGAUUCUGUUGGUCUCGUGGUACAGAGAUGACAAAGUCCAUGGUGAGAC
This is a messenger RNA of Leguminivora glycinivorella, 969 nucleotides long. RefSeq lists its product as uncharacterized. Lineage: Eukaryota; Metazoa; Arthropoda; Insecta; Lepidoptera; Tortricidae. The coding region runs from base 559 to 888 and encodes 109 amino acids. The record is from RefSeq and is a predicted model, not a curated record. The transcript has 2 exons.